Molecule: messenger RNA, 3030 nt
Organism: Rhagoletis pomonella (apple maggot)
Lineage: Eukaryota; Metazoa; Arthropoda; Insecta; Diptera; Tephritidae
Product: solute carrier organic anion transporter family member 1A3-like
Exons: 9
Coding region: 50-2476 (808 amino acids)
Biological process (GO): transmembrane transport; sodium-independent organic anion transport
Cellular component (GO): membrane
Molecular function (GO): protein binding
Source: RefSeq, a predicted model, not a curated record
UUAUAGAGGUAUAACUAAGUGAAAAAAAAACUACAAAUCGUUUGCAACCAUGGUUGAAAUCGAGGAUCAUCACACAAAUCAUGAACAUGAACACAGCACAGAUGCGCAGGAUAAUCAUGAGACGGGUGGCAUCGAUCGUGAUAUUGAUGUCGAAUCGCGUCUACUCGAUAAUGGCAAUGUUAAGUCGAGUGAAAAAUCGAACGGCGCGAAAAAUAAUGAAAAAUCAGAUCAUGAUCAAAUAAUGACGGAGGAGAUUAAUAAAAUAUUAAGAGAUAUGCCGUUAACGGAUGAUAUGACAUGCGGGUUUUGGAUAUUUAAAGGGCGUUUCUUUCAAAGAUUCGCAAAUCAAACCGCCUAUGUAUUACUCUACGGCAUGGUUGGCUGUGUCUUCUCAAUGACUUAUGCCUACUUUAAUGGCACAAUCACAACAAUAGAGAAACGCUUUAAAAUACCAUCAAAGAAUACAGGUAUUAUAUCAGUGGGCAAUGAUAUCAGUCAAAUGAUGGUCUCAGCUGUACUCAGUUACUAUGCGGGUAAAGGACACAGACCACGUUGGAUCGGCUUUGGCUUACUAACAAUUGUGAUUUUCUGCUUAAUGACUGCGUUACCACACCUCCUUUAUGGCCCUGGUGAUGAUGCUUUGGCGUUAACUGCGGAAUUUGGCGCUCAACCGGAUGAAAAUGCUACCAUGGAAGCAAUACAGAAGCAAGGUUCGAAAACGUUAUGCCUCCUAAGUGGCCGCGGGGCAGAGUGUGAGGUAGGCGAAGGCAAUUUGGCACCUCAACUGGUGUUAUUCGUUGCACAAUUUAUCUCAGGUAUUGGCGGCUCACUAUACUACACGCUGGGCGUUUCAUAUAUGGAUGAUAAUACGAAGAAAUCACGAACUCCAGCAUUGCUAAGUUUAUCAUACUUUCUGCGUAUGCUUGGUCCCGCGUUCGGUUAUGCGCUCGCCUCUUUCUGUCUGCGCGUCUACAUCGCGCCAAAUUUACAUCCUGUCAUCAAUAAUCAAGAUCCACGCUGGUUGGGCGCCUGGUGGAUGGGGUGGCUAGUGAUUGGUGGUAUGAUAUUCUGCUCUGGUGCCUUUCUUACAAUGUUCCCUAAAGAACUACCACGUGCUGCGGCUAGACGCAUGGUCGAAGAUGAGCGUCGUAAACGUGCAACGUUAAAGGAGAGACAAGAUAAUCUUAACAAAGAACCAACGGAGAAGGAUAGACUAACUGCUGAGAUGGAGGAGAAGCCAAAGGAGGAAACCAAAGCUUCUUUCAAGGAUAUGUUAACUACUUUUAAACGGCUCACCACCAAUAAGACGUUAAUGUGCAAUAAUUUCUCCUCUGUAUUCUAUCUCUUCGGUUACACGCCUUACUGGAUUUUCACACCUAAAUACAUUGAGAUACAAUAUCGGCAGUCAGCAGCUACAUCGAGCUUGGUCACUGGUACCGUCGCCUUGGCUUUUUCUGCAGCCGGUGUGCUACUCUCAGGUUUUGUAAUAUCGCGCUAUAAGCCACGCGCACGUUAUAUGGCCGCUUGGAAUGUAAUCGUUGGAUUCCUGACCGUGGCUGGCAUCCUGGCUUAUGCUUUUAUCGGUUGUCCAGGCAAUGAGCAGUCGGUGAUUGUCAACAUACACGACAGCGCCCUCAAUAGCACUCCCACUUGUAAUUCGAAUUGUCACUGUGAUUAUGUGCGUUACUCACCGGUUUGCGGGGAAAACAAUAUGACUUAUAUAUCGCCUUGCCAUGCCGGUUGCAAGAAGCAAUAUAAAACUGCCAAUGGGCGAAAGAUUUACUAUGACUGUUCUUGUAUACCUAACAACAGCUUUAAUAAAAGUUCGAAACCAUUAUUUAAACGUCUCACUGUGAUGGAUCUGAAAUCAGAGAACUACGAUAAUGAUGACGGCAAUAUUACUACUACUAUAAGGCCAGAAUUGCCAAUCACAACGUUGGAUAAAGCAUUACCGACAUCACUUAGCACAGCUUAUACAGAUGCUCUUCUCGGUGGUCAGGCGAUAACCGGCGCAUGUCCUGUCAAUUGCUUUGCUCAAUUUGUCACAUUUCUCUCGGUGAUGUGUUGCCUCAAAUUUGUUGGCGCCACAGGACGUGCCUCAAAUUUUCUCGUGUCCGUACGUUGCGUGCCUGAGAAGGAUAAAACGGCAGCAAUGGGUUUUGGUAUGAUGAUGAUGUCCAUGCUAGCAUUUAUACCAAGUCCCAUAUUCUUCGGCUGGGUAUUAGACCGUAUUUGCCUUGUGUGGGGUAAAACGUGUACAAAUAAGGGCAAUUGUUGGCUUUAUGAUCCAGAAUCACUGAGAUACACACUCAAUAUAACCGCUUCAGUAUUUGUUGCGAUAGGAGCCUUAUUCGAUUGGGGUGUCUGGUAUUAUGUGAAAGAUCUGAAAAUCUUCGAUGAGGAGGUGAAAGAGGUUGAAAUGAAAAUUGUACAGCAUGAAGAAGAAGUUAAUUCCAUUAAGGAUUUAGAAGCAUAAUUUUUAUAAAUCUUAAAUAUAUUCAGACGCAGUCUUUAUUUUAAGACAUUUUAUAAAGUGCGUGUGUCUUUGAGCUUGAGUGCCCGGUUGAAAGUGUGUAACUGUGCCAAAUUUAGUCUAAUAACGAAAUUUAUGUAAAUAUGGAAGCCAAUGUUUACUGUAUAAUUGUAUGUAUGUAUAUGUAGCUAUUAGAUUGAUAAGAGUAAAAUAGGUUCAUAGUUAUUUUUGUAAAUAAAAUCAUUUCAAAUUAUGCUAAUUUACCAAAGUUAUAGUCAACAUGUGUGCACGCAGAUAAAGGUCUGUUUAUAUGUACGGUCAAAUGUUGUGCUUUGUUAUAAUUUUUGAUAGGAAAAGUACUGUAUACUAAAUAUUUUGAUUGUAAAUACUACAAACGAAUUUUCAGUAUGUACGCCAUUGCUUAAGAAGAAAGUAUUAAUAGCUACGAUUUAUGUACAUAUGUAUGUAUUAACACAUAAGAUUAGAAUAUAUAUAGGUUAAAUAUGUACCUCUCAAUUUACAAAUCGUUAUUCUAAUAAAGAGAGGUCUAACUCACU